Messenger RNA from Rhineura floridana, 1020 nucleotides. RefSeq lists its product as uncharacterized. The record is from RefSeq and is a predicted model, not a curated record. NCBI's taxonomy places the organism in Eukaryota, Metazoa, Chordata, Lepidosauria, Squamata, Rhineuridae. Bases 31 to 960 code for a protein of 309 amino acids. The transcript has 2 exons.
GGUCCUUUCAAGAAACAGUUUUGUUCCUUGAUGGGAAAGUGCAGCAAGUUGUGGUCCAAGCAGAACCAGUCAGCCCAGAUUGCUGAGUAUACCCGUGCGCAAUGUGGUGUGUAUCUGAAGGUACCGAAUAGGACCAGGUGGAAUUCCACCUUUGAUGCGUUGAAGCAACUACAUGAGCUCCUGUCAACUGUGCCACUAAAAAUGCAUGCCAUAAUGGACCGCUGCUCCUUGUCCAGGAUCACAGCUGCUGAGAUUGAAGUGGUACAGGAAUACACAGAGAUUAUGGAGCCACUAGCCCAGUCCCUAGAUAUCCUGCAACUGGAGAACGGCAUGUUCAUGGGGUAUUUGCUACCAACGCUCUGCGAUCUGGACCGCAAGUUAGAAGGACUGGAAAACAAACCUGAGAGGUACACAUACUGUUUUCAGCUGCUGAGAGGUGUGCGCGAAGCCCUAAGAAAGCGGUUUGCAGCUAUCUGGGAGGACAAGAGGCUUCUUCUGGCAGCCUGCCUACACCCUCGCUUCAAACUAGAUUGGCUGAAAUCGUGUCAGGCCGCCACCCAUACCAACAAAUACACAAUGGAAGCCUUGUUGAAAGCUGAAAUAAAGAUGGGUGUACUUAAUGAGGACAGUGAUCAGUCUUCAGAUAAAGACCAGGAAGGAGAUGACUUAGAAGAUGACUUCUUUAACUUUCUGCCCCAGGGCAAGAAGUCAGCAGUGGACACUGCUGAGGAGGAACUGGUGAGGUACCUGAGGUCUCCCAGCAGGGAAGUGUCAUCACUCCAUGGCUUUCCACGUGUGCUGCGGUGUUUUUUGCAGCACAACACAGGCAUGCCUUCAAGCGCCGCAGUAGAACGCCUGUUCAGUACUGGUGGCAAUGUAAUGACUGUAAAAAGACAUUCCUUGUCUGACAUGCUCUUUGAGCAUCUUGUUCUUUUGAGACAUAACAGAAACAUAUUAUAAAAGCAUUUCAAGUGUAAAAUUUGAUUUCAAGAGUUGGGGUAUCUUCAUUGCUUGGGGGGA